AUGACUUUGGAUAAUAUCAAUAUAAUUGUUUAUCAUGUUCCUAACAAUGCUGCUAAUAAUAUUGUGUCAUUACAGAAUUUCAGAUGGAAACCACCAGAUAAUGGUUAUCUGAAAAUCAACUUUGAUGCAUCUUUUGUUGAACAAAAUUUUCAGGGUGGUAUAGGACUGAUAUUAAGGGAUUUUGCAGGUACCUGCUUUGGUGUGCAAGGACAAUAUUUUAAUGGAGGAAUGAAGGAAGGAAUAGAGGUGGAGGAACUAGAAUGCGAAGCUAUGAAGGCAGUUGUUUCUCUAGCCAUCUCAAGAAUUAAGAGAGAUUGUAAUGUUGUUGCAGACAAGUUGGAAAAAAAGGCUAAAAGUCUGAAAGCCAAUUUUGAACUGUUUGAUGAGUUCCCUCCUAACAUAAAAAAUUGGGUCUCUCAAGAAAAUUAUGCAUCCUCUAUUUAA
Molecule: messenger RNA, 444 nt
Organism: Papaver somniferum (opium poppy)
Lineage: Eukaryota; Viridiplantae; Streptophyta; Magnoliopsida; Ranunculales; Papaveraceae
Exons: 2
Coding region: 1-444 (147 amino acids)
Source: RefSeq, a predicted model, not a curated record